UUGGAGUCCUUAGUUUUCCACAUGUACAUACAUCCCUCUCCCUCUCUUUGCACGUUACUACAGAGUUCUAAUAAGAAAUCAAGGCAACCCUUAUGGCUCUCAACUGCUCUAACCCUUCUCCUUCUUGGAAAAGGUUUUCGGGUUCGCCCUCCGUCUCCACAAAGAGGUAUUAAAAAGCAUUGUGCGAUAAGGAGUCGAUAGUUUGUAGCGUGGAACUGGAUGCAUUGCCUAGCAUGGAGAUGAUCAACGUAAGCGGGGAGGAAGGGGUACAGAGGGAGAGGAGGAGGCCUCAGAGGAUUCAGAUACCGAAACCGUGUUUUGAACUACUAGGGUUUUGUGAGGAGACAGAGAAGCGAGAAACGUCGGUCGACGAUGAGGGGUUUAAAGUUGACGGGAGGAGCGGAUAUUGGUUAGCAAGUAGGAAAGGCACGAGGGGGCACGCUAUGGAAGACGGAUAUAGGAUUCUAACCAACAUCAAUGGAGCUUCGAGACAAGCAUUCUUCGGUGUGUUUGAUGGACAUGGAGGACGAGCAGCCAUGGAGUUUGUCCGAGAGAAGCUCGCCGAUAACAUAGUAGCAGCUCGAGGACGAGCAGCCAUGGAGUUUGUCCGAGAGAAGCUCGCCGAUAACAUAGUAGCAGCUCUAGCCGAUCUUCAACAUGAAGAUGAUCAGUCCUUAGAAGUAGCAGUCAAGAAAGGCUAUUUGGCCACAGAUACAGAAUUUCUUAGCCAAGGUGUAAGAAGUGGAGCAUGUGUAGCUACUGUGCUGUUAAAGGAUGGAGAGCUCGUUGCAUCAAAUGUUGGUGAUUGUAGAGUAGUUGUUAGUAAGAAUGGUGUUGCGGAUGCCCUAACGAGCGAUCAUCGAGCUUCAAGAGAAGAUGAACGGAUCCGGAUUGAGAACUCUGGUGGCUACGUGAGUUGUCAAAAUGGAGUAUGGAGGGUACAAGAUUCACUUGCUAUAUCGCGGGCGAUAGGUGAUGAGAGCUUGAAGAAGUGGAUAAGCUCUGAGCCUGAGACAUCAAAGAUUCAUCUCACACCAGAUUACGAGUUUCUAAUAAUAGCCUCUGAUGGAUUGUGGGAUAAGGUUUGUAAUCAGGAGGCAGUGGACAUUGUUUUGAGACACAAGGAGUACUCUAUUCAAUCUUCUUGCAAAGCGCUUGUUGAUCUUGCUUCUAGUAGAGGGAGUAGGGAUGAUAUUACUGUCAUGUUGGUAGAUUUUCAAAGUUUUCUUUAGAGUUUGACAAAGAGAUGGUCACUUACUAGCUUUAGUGUAGAUAUUUUGUUGGGCAUCAAGGAUGAGAAUGAGGAGCGACUUUUACUUAAAGAGGAAAAAUAUAGCAGUAGUUAGACCAUGAAUUAAGUGUCAUAUUUGUACAGAAAACACUGUCAAUAUUUUGCACCCCGUAAGUUCACUUUUUGGUGGAGAAACGGAGGUGACUUAGAUUGUUUACCUUUCAAAAUUAUA
This is a messenger RNA of Asparagus officinalis (garden asparagus), 1463 nucleotides long. Its product is annotated as probable protein phosphatase 2C 74. Lineage: Eukaryota; Viridiplantae; Streptophyta; Magnoliopsida; Asparagales; Asparagaceae. The transcript is spliced from 5 exons. Gene Ontology annotation, biological process: protein dephosphorylation. Bases 234 to 1232 code for a protein of 332 amino acids. Gene Ontology annotation, molecular function: protein serine/threonine phosphatase activity; cation binding. Gene Ontology annotation, cellular component: nucleus; cytosol. The record is from RefSeq and is a predicted model, not a curated record.